AAUCACAGUCAGGAAUAAGCCUUUGAGUGUGACCACAAGAAGAACAUCUACCACCAUGAUUUUCCCCUUCAAUAGUGCCUCUGUGACGCUGUGUGUCCUUUUAUUGGACCUCAUCACUCUCACAACGGCAUGUACGGAUGUUGUCACGUCAUCAGGACUUGAGUACAUACUGUGUGACGUCAGCGUGAAUCAGCGUCUGGCGAGGGCUGUAUGUGGUAGCGAUGGAGCAAGGCUGGCCAUGUUCCCCUCUGUGGAAGAGUUCAAAUCUGUGUACUCUGAGCUCAGUGACAAGCAGUGGACCAGCGCUGUUUGGGUAGGGGCGCGCUAUUCAAAAGAUGAACGGGCGUACGUUUGGGACAAUGGACAGUUGGUAGAGGAAAGCGUUAUGUCCCAGACUGGUAGUGACUUGACCCCGACAGCUGGACACUGUUUGAUGCUGAAUAAGGAGUACCGCCUUGAGGCAACGAACUGCAGGACGCUCAUUGGUUUCAUAUGUCAACAUAUUGAGCCCACCACUACUGUGAUGACAACUACUGAAAGACAGACAGAUAGUACUGUCACUGUUGCUGCUGCUGCCACAGGUUAUGGCGAUGGCGAUCCGAGUGGUGGUGCUGCCCCUGGUGGUAAUGUUGUUGAUGUUGGUGGUGAUGGUGUUGAUAGUAAGCCUUUCGUUGCUUCAACUGCGUUUGCUGAUAAAACAUUUAUCACCAUGGCAACACUCACCGUCACAGAGGCUGCUUCGCAGAUGGCGGCAGAUGACAACUUGUAUUCAUCCUCAAAAACCGCCAAAGGUGUCCCUUCAGCUGAACUUGCGACAGUAGCUGCUACCCACGUCGACGCAACAGAAGUCCCGAGACAAAACGUCAAUAAAAUUACUGCUCAAGAUACAACUGCAGAAACGAAAAGUAAGCCCUCCUCCCAAAAGUCUUCGCGUUUGCGUUCAAAAAUCGUUAAAGAAACCAUCGAUGAAACCACCCAACAAAUGGUCACAGACGCAGUUAAUAGUUUCUCCGCAAAAGUCGGUACCAGCCAGAAGAAAGCUGCCAAAUGUCAGCCGUCCAUCGCAGCAGACGCUGACGUAUUGGAAUUUAGCGUAGACAUUGAGAGUUUUGACGACACAACCGACUUCACGGUUGUCGAUCCCGUCCUCUCCAUCAGUUCGCCCGAAACGAGUACGAAAGGAUUCGAAACCGUUUCUUCUUUUACCAUCGAAGAAAUCCCCACAGCAUUGUCUGCCACAGCACCAAUAAUAGAGUUUGAGGAGGCUAUAGUCGAUACGGUGUCAUCUUCAGAGACAAUUAUGAUAUCUGACACGCCUGACAAAGUUGACCGGGGACAAGAUCCUAGCUCAGACAUGCCUCCUUCCUCAUCCCAGUCUGGCAACCUCGUCGCUUCUACAACGACAGUUAUUUCCCCAUUCAACAUCCCAACAAUCACAUCUCCUUCUGGCAACUCUCUCUCCUCAACCUAUACCCCGCCUACCACGACCACAUCCCCUUCAACGUCUCCGAUCAAUGCCAUGACCUCUACCUCUAGUUCAGGUACUGUUUCCACUACACGGCCCACUUUUCCACCCAUCUCAGGCAACCAAGUUUCCUCCACGACAACGAGCUCACAAUCCUUUUCUUUCUCCCCUCUCACAUCCCAACUUGAUGUUUCCUCGAACACUGUUGCGUCAACCACAAAACCACAAGCAACUUCUUUUGCCCCUUCUGUAACUGACUCGAUUAUUUCCAACAACCCCAUUUCAUCAACUUCCAGCCCACAAACUGACACUUCCUCUUCAACUACAUCGGAACCUGAUAUUUUGGACGACUCAACUUCAUUUCUCAGAGGCUCAGAUUUUACAACGUCAUUCUCUUCUUCACCCCAGUCUAGUUCUUCUGAGAAAUCCUUAUCCACAACACCAAGCUCUGAUCCUACUGCCAUCCCCCUUACCCCUUCUCAACCAAAUUUUUCUGGGAAUUCCAAUACUUCUACAACAAAUCCAAAUCCAACUGACGCAUCCCCGAACACAGCUCAACCGGACAUUCCCGAAAAACCCAAGCCGUCUUCUCCCACUUCAUCCGCCGACAUUUCCUCCCCGCCUACGACUCCAAGAGGAACUUCCAAAAACCACACGACCUCCAUCCCUGAUUCUUCAACCACCAGCAUUCCAACGCCUUCUUCUCAGUCUGAUACCUCCAGUAAUUCCACGACCCUGCGCUCCAGUUCAGGUCCUAUUAAAACCUCACUGUCCUCUUCUCAAAAUAUCACUGAAACUCAGACAUCACCCCAGAGCAGCUCCGUCUCACAACACAACAUUUCCGGGACUUCCCAAACCUCAAAUCCUAGCUCACCCUCCACAAAGACACCAACGCUACCCUCUUCUCGUCCUGAGGCUGAAACGCAGAGCACCCCUUCUCAGACCCUGACCAGUUCGUUAAGGAAGUCAAAUUCAUCAGACUCAGUGCUACAGCUUAAGAAAAGACUGAGGUCAUCAGCAGCCACUGAGCAGUGUCCUUGUCUAUGUCUGGACCCAAAUACAGACAAGCGGACUGAGACGGACCUCGAAGAAGAAAAGGCGUCCCUGCAAACUGAGCUCAUGGUGGACAAAAAGACCCUAUCCUCCAGGCGACGUGGCUUGACUAGCGCUGUGGACGAGCGCCCUUCAGCGCAAAGCAUGGGCUACGUGGGUGGCGUGGUGCUGCUUGCCGUGGCUUUCACGCUGGUUGUCAUGGAUGUGAUUGAGUACGUGGCCACAUCACGUUACUUGUCCUACAAUCACGUCACGUGACCAUCACGAGACUGCAUAUUGUUUUCAGUGUGAUUUUUUAAAAAUUGGUUGUUGGUUGUCUUU
Messenger RNA from Aplysia californica (California sea hare), 2839 nucleotides. Its product is annotated as mucin-5AC. The transcript is spliced from 6 exons. NCBI's taxonomy places the organism in Eukaryota, Metazoa, Mollusca, Gastropoda, Aplysiida, Aplysiidae. The coding region runs from base 56 to 2776 and encodes 906 amino acids. The record is from RefSeq and is a predicted model, not a curated record.